Molecule: messenger RNA, 2928 nt
Organism: Ochotona curzoniae (black-lipped pika)
Lineage: Eukaryota; Metazoa; Chordata; Mammalia; Lagomorpha; Ochotonidae
Gene: RANGAP1
Product: Ran GTPase activating protein 1
Exons: 16
Coding region: 303-2072 (589 amino acids)
Biological process (GO): signal transduction; nucleocytoplasmic transport; activation of GTPase activity
Cellular component (GO): perinuclear region of cytoplasm; cytosol; nucleus
Molecular function (GO): GTPase activator activity; small GTPase binding
Source: RefSeq, a predicted model, not a curated record
AAAUCCUCCUCCUCCGCCAUCAUCCGCCGCCGUGUGCAGAGCAGGUGGUGUGGGAGACGCGAGUGACGAGGAUCCUCGGUGUCUCCCGGUCCCGCCUCUUCCCCGGGAGAAUAGACAGACGCGAGUGGCCUGGUCAUCGGGGCCGCUGGAUCUGAGGCGGCGACGCUCGGCUGGCCCGCCCGGGCCCGGGAGUCGGUCCGUCAGUCUCCGCCCCAGCGGGCGGACUCCCCGCUCGCUCCCCGCACGCGGCGGCGCCUGUUGACGCUUUCAGAUCUCCAGGGGAGCCCACCCUUGUGGCCGUCAUGGCCUCUGAAGACAUUGCCAAGCUUGCAGAGACCCUGGCCAAGACACAGGUGGCUGGAGGACAGCUGAGUUUCAAGGGCAAAAGUCUCAAACUCAACACCGCAGAAGAUGCCAAAGAUGUGAUUAAAGAGAUUGAAGAGUUCGAUGGCUUGGAGGCUCUGCGCCUGGAGGGCAACACGGUGGGUGUGGAAGCGGCCAGGGUCAUCUCCAAGGCCUUAGAGAAGAAGUCAGAGUUGAAGCGAUGCCACUGGAGCGACAUGUUCACAGGAAGGCUGAGGUCUGAGAUCCCGCCAGCACUGAUCUCCCUAGGGGAGGGACUCAUCACAGCGGGAGCCCAGCUGGUGGAGCUGGACCUGAGUGACAACGCGUUUGGGCCUGAUGGAGUACGUGGCUUCGAGGCUCUGCUCAAGAGCCCCACCUGCUUCACCCUGCGGGAGCUCAAGCUCAACAACUGUGGCAUGGGCAUUGGUGGUGGCAAGAUUUUGGCUGCAGCUCUGACAGAGUGUUACCGGAAAUCCAGUGGCCAAGGCAAGCCACUGGCCCUGAAGAUCUUCGUGGCUGGCAGAAACCGUCUGGAGAAUGAUGGGGCCACUGCCUUGGCAGAAGCUUUCGGGAUCAUCGGGACUCUGGAGGAGGUCCACAUGCCACAGAAUGGGAUCAACCACCCUGGCAUCACAGCCCUCUCCCAGGCCUUUGCCAUCAACCCCCUGCUGCGGGUCAUCAACCUCAAUGACAACACUUUCACCGAGAAAGGCGGGCUGGCCAUGGCCGAGACACUCAAGACCUUACGACAGGUGGAGGUGAUCAACUUUGGAGACUGCCUGGUACGCUCCAAGGCUGCCGUUGCCAUCGCAGAGGCUGUGCGCAGCGGUCUACCCAAGCUCAAGGAGCUGAACUUGUCAUUCUGUGAAAUCAAGAGAGAUGCUGCCAUAGCAGUGGCUGAGGCCGUGGCGGACAAGACGGAGCUGGAGAAACUGGAUCUCAACGGCAACGCCCUGGGAGAAGAAGGCUGUGAGCAGCUGCAGGAGGUACUCGACAGCUUCAACAUGGCCAAGGUGCUGGCGUCCCUCAGUGAUGAUGAAGGUGAUGAUGACGAAGAUGAGGAAGAAGAAGAUGGGGAAGAGGAAGAGGAGGAAGAGGAAGAAGAGGAGGAGGAGGAGGAAGAGGAGGAAGAGGAAGAUGAGGAAGAAGAAUCUCAGCAGCAGCCAGGCAAGGGAGAAGAGCCGGCCACGCCCCCCAGGAAGAUCCUGGACCCCAACAGCGGGGAACCAGUGCCCGUGCUGUCCUCCCCGCCCCCUGCAGACGUCACCACCUUCCUGGCAUUCCCCUCCCCCGAGAAGCUGCUGCGCCUGGGACCCAAGAGCUCCUCACUGAUUGCCCAGCAGACAGACAUAUCUGACCCCGAGAAGCUGGUGACCGCCUUCCUGAAGGUGUCAUCUGUGUUUAAGGAUGAAGCUGCAGUGAGGACGGCAGUGCAGGACGCAGUAGAUGCCCUCAUGAAGAAGGCCUUCAGCUCCUCGUCCUUCAACCCCAAUGCCUUUCUCACCAGGCUGCUCAUCCACAUGGGCCUGCUGAAGAGUGAAGACAAGAUCAAGGCCAUCGCCAACCUGUAUGGCCCCCUCAUGGCCCUCAACCACAUGGUACAGCAGGACUAUUUCCCCAAGAAUCUGGCCCCCCUGCUGCUGGCAUUCAUGACCAAGCCCAACAGCGCCCUGGAGUCCUGCUCAUUUGCCCGCCACAGUCUGCUACAGACACUGCACAAGGUCUAGAUUGGAGCAGCCUCUCCCGGUCCGUGGCCUGGAUUGGGACAAACUCUGCUGCAGCAUGCCCUCCGCUCAGGCAGGACUCUGGCAGGGUGGGUCCCCGGGUGCGUGUGUCUGUGUGCUGUGUGUACAGGUGUGUGCUUCCUGUUGGGAUCUGGGUCCUUGUGUCUCCCUGCUGGACGGGCCCUGCCAUGCUUGGGGCGCCCAUCCCUGGGGAAGGAGCUCGAAGGCUGCUUUGCCAUUAAACUCCCUGCCAUUUGAGGGCGCUCUGCUGGUCUGUGCUUCGCACUCAGGGCCCUGUUGGCUGUGUCACCCCACCCCACCCACCUUCAGCUCCCACCUGGGCUGCCCCAAGGCUGGGGAGCUACCGUCCCUUCCCUUGUGAGGUAAUUGGUCUGUCCUCUGCCCAGCUGGGGGCUGCUUGCUCAGUGGGUGCUCCUGCCUUCUGUCUCUAAACCCUGGUUCUGAUGUGAUCACCAUCUUCCCGGUCCCUGGGCCAUACCUGCUGUACUGACCACUAGCCCCAGCAGUACCUGCCAGCACGUGGCCUCAGGUGGUCAGCAGAGGGCUAGCCCUGGCCUCCAUGUUAGCUGGACUGGAAGAGCGCAGAUGCCAUGCUGUCCAGGAUUGGAGGGGUCUGCAGCUGUGCCGAUGGGUCCCUCCCUGGCUGAGGAAUUGCUUGUGACCGGCCUGGGGGCUCAGCCCUGACCCCCCUACCUGGGUAGGGGAGGGAGAAGGGAGCCCCCCUCCGAGUUCAUCUCAGAAAGGACCUCUAGGGGUGGGAGUGGGGUCUGCUUUCCCUUUGUGCUCUGUGUCUGGGCUGUGCCUAGAGCUUCACAAAUAAAUUCAUGUGUGGCAGCUG